AUGGCUUCUGCUUCGAAGCCUGUCAAGUGGCUGCGUGCUUUCUUAGCCGGAAAGAAAAGGUUAGACCAACCCCUCCGAUACGCUCCCGAACAAUCCACACGAGAUGUGCCCGCGGCCAAUCUGCCGGGAGGCGCCGCUCACAAACUCAGCACGAACUAUUACUACUCCAGAGAUGGAAGAAGGGCCAAGAUCCCGCCUGAAUUGGUAGCUCUGAAUGCAAGUGUGAAAUUGAUUACUGAAACGCCAGCUGAGCAAUCUACAGCCGUUGGACAGGUGGACCCUCCGACACCAGGGGUCCCUUUGCUGUGGACUAAAUCUACGACAGAUGCAACACCAUUUGGAACAGGUGCUCAUGAUCACCAGUGGUACUACAAGCAAGAUAAAGUGGACUUACACGUUAGGCCGCCACAAAGAGGAACAGACAUCGUAGGAAAUUAG
Messenger RNA from Symsagittifera roscoffensis, 438 nucleotides. RefSeq names its product NADH dehydrogenase [ubiquinone] 1 alpha subcomplex subunit 7-like. Gene Ontology annotation, biological process: mitochondrial electron transport, NADH to ubiquinone; ATP synthesis coupled electron transport. NCBI's taxonomy places the organism in Eukaryota, Metazoa, Xenacoelomorpha, Acoela, Convolutidae. Gene Ontology annotation, cellular component: mitochondrial inner membrane. Bases 1 to 438 code for a protein of 145 amino acids. The record is from RefSeq and is a predicted model, not a curated record. The transcript has a single exon.